AUGAAGAAGACAAAGGGUGAACGACGCAGUCUUGGCUUGAGUCGAUGGGUGCCCAAGUUGCUGAAUCCCGUGGAGAAACAUCGGGAUCGUGUGCACCACAAAAAAAAGAAGUUCGUGUUUAUGGCACAUAAACGUCCUCCAGCCAUAUUCACCGACUCGAGACGACCAUUCGUCGAGCUAUUGGCUCGAAUUCUGGCAUUUCUAGCCCCUUUUGAGCCGGCACGAGUGACUGCAUACGUCAACAAGUCGACUGCUGUAAGUGUGGGAAAAUACUACGAUCUCUACUAUCCUCCUCCUCGACCAGGAAAAUACCUUGUACAUCGAAUUUUAGAAAGUGUUUUUCCAUCUAAAGUGAUGGAAUUACUACCAAUCAAUGAUCGAGUACGUGCCAGUGCAAGCUGCAGGUCUUUCUAUGAGGCCUCGAACGCGCUGCCUCUCGAGUUGGACGGUGUACGCGCCGCCAAAGCGUUUCUGGCGAGUUACGAAUUCCCUCGAACUUUUCGCAUCCACAAACGCUUUAAAAAAACUCCGGCAUUAUUUUUUAACGAAGUUAAAGCAGAGGAUGCCGUAAAUAUUGUUCAAAUGCUGGAGCGUGAAGGCGAUGACGAUCCCAAAGAUGGUAGCGACUGUUUUGCUGCCGUUCAAGAAAUCUCGUUCCGGAAAGUUAGUGGGUUGAGUGCUUUAAAGGGAAAAUACUUCCAGCAACUCCUUCAGACGCUGCUCAUGGACCACCUGAAACUCGAGGAUCAGCAGUUUAAACAACUUGCUAAACUAUGGCAAGACGCAUGCUUCCCACGUCUCCAGCGUCUUAGCUUGGCUCAAAACGCAUUCAGCAGUCGAUUCGUGAGAGACUGGAGCUGGAGCUUCAACCACGAGAGGUUUCUGAUACUACAAGCAAUCGACGUGUCCAGUACACACUGA
Phytophthora infestans T30-4 is the source of this 921-nucleotide messenger RNA. RefSeq lists its product as uncharacterized. The record is from RefSeq and is a predicted model, not a curated record. Lineage: Eukaryota; Oomycota; Peronosporomycetes; Peronosporales; Peronosporaceae. The transcript has 4 exons. Bases 1 to 921 code for a protein of 306 amino acids.